Suillus bovinus is the source of this 2375-nucleotide messenger RNA. RefSeq names its product P-loop containing nucleoside triphosphate hydrolase protein. Gene Ontology annotation, molecular function: microtubule binding; GTPase activity; GTP binding. Lineage: Eukaryota; Fungi; Basidiomycota; Agaricomycetes; Boletales; Suillaceae. The transcript is spliced from 13 exons. The record is from RefSeq and is a predicted model, not a curated record. The coding region runs from base 80 to 2302 and encodes 740 amino acids. Gene Ontology annotation, cellular component: microtubule; membrane; cytoplasm.
UGGUUCCGUGAGCCCUCCAGAGACAUGGGAGGAAGUGGACAUAUCAUCCACCGACUAUGCUCGUAGGCGCAGGGAACUUAUGGAGAUGAUGGCUGACCUUCGAUCUAUGGGUGCCGACGCUUUGAUCGCCUUACCAUCUGUAGUCGUCAUUGGUGGCCAAUCAGCGGGAAAAAGCUCACUCGUCGAGGCCGUCAGUGGGAUCAACGUCCCAAGAGAUAGUGGAACGUGUACAAGAUGCCCUAUGGAAUGUAACAUGUCUAGUCAUACCACAUCGUGGUCCUGCACUAUCACCCUACGUAUCGGUUUCGAUAGUAACGGCCUAGACCUCCAAAAGCCUACUAAUGUGCGAUUUGGCCAAAUGAUCACUGACAGAAGUGAAUUCGAAGUUUGGCUGCGUCGUGCUCAGGCAGCUAUCUUGAACCCGAACGUUUCUUCUUCCACUUUCCACACAAAGACCAUCGAGGAACUCAAGAACAUAAAAAAUACAUUGAAGUUUUCUCGCAAUGUCGUGUGCGUCUCGAUCGAAGACCCCGACGCAACUGAUCUGUCAUUCUAUGAUCUGCCUGGUCUAAUUCAGAACGAAGAACCCGAAAUGGUUGCAUUGGUGAAAAGUCUGGCAGAGCAUUAUGUCGAGAAAAAAAACACUAUCAUUUUGACUACGAUUCCCAUGAGUGAUGAUAUGGAAAAUCAACAAUCAAUGAGUCUCGCCAGGGCCGCUGAUCCCAUUGGAAAGCGAACAAUCGGCGUGCUUACAAAACCUGAUACGCUUGGUACUGGAGCUAUCAACCAACGCCGCAAAUGGGUAGAAAUCAUCGAAGGUCGUUCAGAGGAGCACACACUCAGGCACGGUUUUUAUUGCGUGCGUCUUCCCGAUGAUUCCGAACGUGCACAACGCCUAUCUCGUGCUGAAUCGCAAAGGCGUGCUGCUGAAUAUUUUGACACGACGUCGCCCUGGAAGGAUGUGACCGACCGUCAUCGAUUCGGGAUUCCAGGCUUUGUGUCCGAUAUAAGCCGACUGCUCAUUCGAUUGAUUGAGGAAACUUUACCAUGUCUUAGAGAAGAUGUCGACACGCUCCUGGCGAAAUGCACCAAGGACUUCGAUGAACUGCCCCCACCACUUGAAAAUGACCCACAAAUCGAGGUUUUAGGACGACUUAACGCAUUCUGCGAUGACUUCAGGAGCUUUGUGAAUGGCAGUCACGCAGACAAAAGUCUUGCCCAGCGGAAUCGUGCUUUCUAUGCCAUUUUCAAGAGGGAUAUACGCGGCACUGCCCCAGACUAUAGACCUUUCAAUGAACCGCAAGACUACGUUCCACUGGAUGAUACUGAAGGAAAUAUGACUCUUACUGAGCGAGACCCAGGCGUGAAAGCGAUGGGCAUAUAUGAUAUUCGCAAGGCUAUUCAAGAGGCAAUCGGAUGGGAGCUUCCCAACAACGUGCCAUAUCAGGCAAAGGCAAACCUCAUUGCUCAAUUCACCAAACUUUGGGUUGCUCCGUCUGAGCGCUGUCUUGCUGGUGUCAAUAAUGUGCUUGAUCAAGUCGUCGACGCACUGAUAAGCACCCAUUUCGGACGCUUUAAAGUUCUCGAGGAAUAUUUUGGCAAUUUGAUUCGAAUUCAGGUUGAUAUCUGCAGGGCGCGUGCCAAAAACGCUGUCAAAACAGCGUUAGAUUUGGAAACUAUUCCACACUAUACUCAGAACACGCACUAUCUUCAGACACUCCGCGAAAAAUGGCUGGCUCAUUAUAAGACAGUUCGGAGUAGACCUUUUCUGUACAGAGCUCCCAUCUACCAGGGGCCCAUGACGCCACGGCCUGCGUCUCCCGGCCCCUGUGGAUUUAACGGAAUCUCUGAUGUCGAAUGUGACCCGCUACCUGCGUCGGGACGGAAGGUGAAUUUGGAGACGCCCGAAGCCAAAGCUUUGAGGGCUCUUGCAGAAGCGGGGUAUGCAGGUCUUCAGGUUUCAGAUCUUGCAAGGUUGUUACCUCCAGACUCAUUCGAGGAAGAGCUGGUUGUGAUGGCCGACGUUCGAGCCUAUUAUCACGUUGCCUAUAAGCGGAUCAUUGACCAUAUCCCUUUCACGAUCGAGCAUGCUCUCCAUCAUGCCCUGGCAAACCAACUUUCGCAGAGCCUUCUCAUGAACUUGCUAACUGAUGCCGCAUCUGCGCCCAACUUCUCUGAGCGAAUGAAGGAGUUGGUCAGCGAAGAUGCUUCUAUCGCUCAGAAGCGCCUAAUGCUCACGACAAGAAAAGAACGCCUGUUGAACAUUCGCCGGAGACUGAUGACCUUCAGCAAUAUUAUUUGAUUACUGUGAGGAUCAUGACAUAUGUUCGUUGCUGGGUUUCCGUGUCAAUGUAGAUAUUCUGUACUUCCUGUUG